AUGGAGUUAGACGAAGUAGAACAUCAUCCCGAGGAUUUCGACCAAUUCGUGGCAAUCCUGAAUUUUCUGUCGGAACCGGUCAACUACUCUCCCGAUGCGAUAAUGCAGGAUAUUUCUUUUGAAAUAUUUGUAAAUAUUUGUUAUCACCUGCCACCUCAAGAUUUAUUGAUGUUGGCAUGUGUAUGCAAAAACUUUAAUAACAUGCUUAAUGGAAAUUUAUUUCCAAUCUGUUCUGAAAUUUGGAAAACAUCCCGUGAAAGAUUCACCGUAUUCAAAGACAUGGAUCCUCCGCGUGGAAUGUCUCAGAAACAAUUUGUUCGUUUGCUCAAUUUCGAGCGAGGAUGCGAAUUUUGCAAGAAUAAGUCACAUAUACAAAUUUAUUGGUCGGCUAAUGUGAGGUCUUGUAAAUCAUGCGUGCUUGAAAAGUCCAAAACUCACCAGGAAUUAGUGACCGAAUGUCAGAUCGAUCAAAGGGUCAUAAAUGCAAUCCCUCACCUUAUACCUUGUCCAGAUGAUAAUGGCAGAACCCAUUAUUACUGGUUUCCCUGUGUCCUUGCUGCUCAGUCCGAGCUCGGCAAGAACUCAGACUACAAGAAGCCAGAACUUAAACGAUUAACCGAUGAAAACAUCAAGCGUUAUCGUUGGAUAACCCAAUGUUGGUCGGAACAGGUGGAAGAACAAAAAUCGAUUGUUAAGGAGUUCAUUCGGAACAUGGGUCUCAAUGAUUUCCGAGAUCCUAUUAUCGAACAAAUGUUUGAGGACGUCAACGCAAAUCCGUUCAUUAAACCGGAUUUCGAUGCAUAUGCCGAAGCACUAAGAAAUUUAAAACCAGUAAAUUCAUCGAAAUCCUCACGGAUUACUGUCAAGAGGGAAAUGAGGGACGAUGAAGUUAAUGCGAAAACUUUGACUCCUACUCCACCGAAAGUAUCCAAAAAAAAAGAGAAGAGGGCAAGAUCACGGAAUUAUAGCUUGCCAUCAAUAGAAAAUUCUACUACAUCCAAUUCAUCUACAUCAGACGUUUAUAUAAAAACCGAGGAAGAACCUAUCGAUUGGCAUAAUAACACAUUUUUAUCAAAGGAAAGCGGAUCAUCAUCUUCUCUUGCAGUUGGAAACAGACGUUCAUCCGCUUCAUCGGAUUCCGGAAAAAAAAAGAUGGCAUCGCUUUCUCCUUUAGAUAGAGCUCAGAAUGGAAUAACCGAAGUACCCGUUGAAAAUGGCAAUAAGAAUAAACUUUUGUUUAGCGCAGUAGAUGAAUUCGCGAGAAACGGAACAUUAUCCACCAAUUUUCUGGGUGGCGUCGUGAAGAGCGAACCAUUGCCUACCCCGGUAGAAAAUAGUGACGGGAAUAAGUCAUCGUUCGCCGCCAUAUUUUCCACACUUUUUGAUGCUGGGAAUAAGGGAAUGAUACUUCCUCUGAGAGAUGAAAGCAAAAAAAAGAAUCAUUCAAAGAAUUUUAACUAUGGGUCCUCGAUGGUUGAUCCGUUAAUAGCAUCGCACUCAAGAGGUGAUAUGUCGGCCGCGGUCGAAUACCCAGGAAUGCAAAUGAAUUUCCAGCAAUCUUUGAUCUAUCGACCUGAUAUUCCAUUCGCGGUCGUUCCUUCUCCUCUUCCUCUCCUUCCACCUCCUCGAGGUCCAUUGAACGGUGAAAAAAAUGUCUCCCGUGAGGUUCUUUGGAGAAGAGACGAUAUAGUCAAAGGACUUAAAUUAGUUGCGACCACCGAUAAUCCACCGCCGCUCAGUAAGCACAAAAGUUUGGUACCAUUCACCAUCAACAUCCGAGAUAAUCUAUUCCAAUUUUUAUCCUUAUGCAAAUUAUUUGUCAACCCACCAAUGUUCAACAACAAGAAUGGAUAUGAGAGGUCAUAUCUGUACAGGCUCAUUCAAAAACUUCAACAGGAAGCCGCAAUAUUGAAAGUUACCUGCAAAACACGACCACCACACAUUCUUGAUAUACAAGGAGCAAUUUCGCGGAACAUUUAUAAUUAUCCGAUAUUUAGGUGCCGCAUGUGUCGAAACGAUUGUACAGUUAAACCGCAGGUGUUGAAGCGAAUAGAAAAGCAUGUGGCGGACGUUCACAAAUCUUUGAAAGUCGAAGAAUAUGCAUAUGUGGAUGAAAACUCGGUGAUAAAUUAUCUUCAUUUUGCGUUUCUACCUGAGCUACAUGUACCCGAUGCGCCAACAAAGUAG
Molecule: messenger RNA, 2187 nt
Organism: Acaulospora morrowiae
Lineage: Eukaryota; Fungi; Glomeromycota; Glomeromycetes; Diversisporales; Acaulosporaceae
Source: the annotation of a GenBank genome assembly